This is a messenger RNA of Drosophila elegans, 2910 nucleotides long. Its product is annotated as helicase SRCAP. Gene Ontology annotation, cellular component: chitin-based extracellular matrix. Gene Ontology annotation, molecular function: structural constituent of chitin-based larval cuticle. Bases 372 to 1751 code for a protein of 459 amino acids. The transcript has 4 exons. The record is from RefSeq and is a predicted model, not a curated record. NCBI's taxonomy places the organism in Eukaryota, Metazoa, Arthropoda, Insecta, Diptera, Drosophilidae.
CCAGGCAGUCGACCAGACACACGAGCGCGAGUUUGAAAAACUGAAACUCAAAACCGCAAAUUCAAAAGCGAUCAAAAGGCAUAUUGCUGCAACGAGCGUGGGCUGCAAUCGCAAGUGUUAAAAAAAAUAAUAAUAAUAUUAAAUAUCCAAAUCAUACACCAGCUGGAGCUGGAACUAAUUGAAAGCCUCGCUGGGCUUAUUGCCAAUAAUGAAGAUUGCCAAAAUUGGCAACCGCUGAGCGAGAUAUAAUUUGGAAAAUCUUGUGCGUGUGUACAGAGCCGUGAAAAGCCAACGGCAAAUAAAUUGCAAAUUAAAUCGGAAAAAUAUUAAAAACAGAAAAAACACCAAAGGAAAAACACCGGGAAAUCACCAUGAAAUCGUGGCUGCUGGCUCUGGUGGCCCUGGCAGCGGUUGUUUCUGGCAGCCAGACUCCAAGUGCGAAUCAAUACCACAUCCAGACGGACGAGGGACCGGAGCGGUACUUCCGCUUCCAAACGGACAGCGGUCAGUUCCGCAAGGAGAAGCGGCUGCAGGAUGGCACCGUCAUCGGCACUGAGGCCUGGAUCGAUGCAGCGGGCUAUCUGCGCCAGAAGGACUACAUAGCCGACAAGGAGGGAUACAGGAUACUCAAGUCCAAGACCAUUUAUGUGGGCCUUGGAAGAGCUGUUGAGGAUGCCAUUAAAUCCACCAAGGCAGCUCCUGCGCAAUCGGGGGUCUUGGUCCAUGGCGGCUCCUCAGGAUCUUCGGCCAACAGUUUGGGCAGCUAUCAGCGUCCCAACUAUGGCUACAUAUCCAGCACCACAUCCACCACCACUCCCGCUCCCGUACAGUCAUCUCUUCUGGACAUUGUGGACUCGGGCGUGGGAAAACUGAAUUACUUGCCACCCGAACAGGCUGCCAAAAUUUUGCCGCAAUCACAACUCGGAUUCGAUCACUAUCCGGAUGAAUUGCCUCGGGCCAGCGGUCAGCUUUUGUCGCCUCUGCCAGCCACGCCCCUUAAUCCGCUGGUGGAUAUUCACCCCAAUGCUGAGCCUGUCCAGGACUUGGAACUGAAUGCCAUCAAUGUGUACGAUGCCGAGGCGGAUCGCUCUUUUGGCCAUGGCCAAUUUGGAUCGGUUAUAAGUUCCACCACGGCCAGACCACCUUCGCUGGACAUGCUGCCGCCUUUGAGUGCCCACAGGCGACGCCUGCGUCCGCGUCCAACUCCUGCUCCCAUAGCCAUUGUUUCCAGUACCCCAGCACCCAUUUCUGGAGGGGAUCUGUAUGGCUACUCCUCGCCGCAGCCCUUUGUCGCCCCUGCUCCCUAUCAGUUUGCCCCGCCGGCCAGUUCCUCCAGCACCGGAUACGGGUACUAUCCUCCGCCGCAGUCGCCACUGGAGGUCAACUCGCUGGAGGCGGCUCUGCUCCCGCCCCUGCCCUCCGCCCAUGGCUACCGAAGGCGCCUCCGGCCAAGGCCAGUCCAGGGCAACCAUCUGGAGGGAUUGGCCGCCUCCGAGUACGAUGGCGUGGGCACCACGCGCAAUGGCUUCCGCUACGUGCUGCCCAAGCAGUAUCACGAGGAGGAGACCAAUCCGGCGGACGGCAAGCGGGCGGGCAGCUUCGGCUACGUGGAUCCCUUCGGCAUCCGGCGGGUGGUCUACUACAAUGCAGCUCCUGGGCGGGGAUUCGUCCAUCGGAACAACAAUCAGUUUGUGGGCGCCAAUGGAGCGCCCUACGAUGCUCCGGGUCCAGCGCAGCUGGUCAACGAAUAGAGAUAAGGGAACAGGAUCAUUGAUGGAGGUUAGUGUGGGUCGAUCUCUGGGGCAAACAGUUAUGGGGAUCAUACUAGCUGAGGAUCUAGGGAAAUUACCUUUGGAAUCUAUAGAUUUGAUAUGAUUUUUUUGAAUCGUGAUUACGCAUACUUUUAAUCAAAUUAUUAGAAACUGAAAACAUUGAAAUAUUCAUUCCAGUCUUCAAAGAAAAUUAUUUUAAAAUAGAAUUAUUUUAAAUGCAUGUAAAUAUUUAAUAUUUAUUAGAAAUUCUCAAAGAUCUGAGAUAAUAGUUUCAAAGGAAAAGUAAUGAAAGUUUUUAAUAUAAUUAUCAAAUUUUUACUUUUUAUCAAUUUGUUAGAAACUGAACCAAUUAAAAUAUCCAUUGAAAUCUUAAAAGAAAGAUGCAAGAUGUAAUAGUUAAAGUGGAUGUUUAUUUAUUCAACAUUCAUUAGAAUUUUAUUAGAAUUUUCAAUAUAAGAACUAUAGUUUCAUUGGAAAAGCUACUGGAAUUAUUCAAAAGAUCUGUUAGAACUUGAUACCCUGUAGUCCAGAAAUCGACCCAUGCUAAUGCAGGUGCUGCACUUAACCCGACUCCCGACUCACUCAAUGAGGCACCAAAACUAACCGUAGAACCUCAGCCAGGGGAAGUCCCCCUCUUACGAUUAACCUGUACAUAUUACCACGCUUAAAUCUUCACCUUCUCAAGAACCCACUUCUAUCCUUUCUCUUCUGCACGCACACACAAAGAAAACGACAUCUGUGUUAAUUAAUUUAAUGCUUAAUCACAUCUAAAUGUAACAUUAUUUAUAAAUCGAAACUAUGUGCAAUUAGCGCUUAGCAUAGGUAUUUUAGGGGUACUCACUGCCAAAACAAAUGAAAUUGUGCAAGUGAUUGGGGAGAAAUCGUUUCACGUAUUAAUCUUGCCAUAUUAACGAAAAGUAAAUAAUAUAUCAAAGUCCUCUGUUCAUCCCAAGAAACUCCCCUUUCGCCCCUUAGCGUAAUUAAACCGAUUAAAAGAUAGCCUUUCUUGGCCAAUAGCUGUUCAUUUGGUAGGAAUGAACACCCGUUGCCUGGAAAUUUUAGCCAAGUAGUGCGAACGAUUAUUUUGUGUAGUGUUAAGAAGUUUGAAAAUAAUAAAAAUAAUUAUUUAAAUGAAAAA